This is a messenger RNA of Pseudophryne corroboree (corroboree frog), 6238 nucleotides long. RefSeq names its product cyclin and CBS domain divalent metal cation transport mediator 2 (gene CNNM2). Gene Ontology annotation, molecular function: magnesium ion transmembrane transporter activity. The record is from RefSeq and is a predicted model, not a curated record. Gene Ontology annotation, biological process: transport; intracellular manganese ion homeostasis; magnesium ion homeostasis. Bases 277 to 2790 code for a protein of 837 amino acids. Gene Ontology annotation, cellular component: plasma membrane; cytoplasm. NCBI's taxonomy places the organism in Eukaryota, Metazoa, Chordata, Amphibia, Anura, Myobatrachidae. The transcript has 8 exons.
CCCUGUCAGUAGGCCCUACCCCCGGGCCGGAUCCUCGGCCCGUGAUUGGCCGCUCGGGAUGUCAGCACUGACUGGUUCAGCUCAGGACGCGCUCGCCGCCUCCUGUCAGAAUAGAACCCGGACGGGUGCCGGGCUAGGCAGGGGCUGCAGCUGCCGCCGCCGGUCCGGGAGUCAGGAUGAAGGCAGUUCGUGAUUGGGUGUGAGCCCUGCGCUCUCACCCCCCCCCACAUCUCCUCUCCCGGUCCCCUCCUCCCCAGUCACCUACCCGGACCAAAGAUGGCGGGCGGCUCUAUCAGCACAACACUGCCCACUCUCAACAUGCCGGCGCGCACUCCCCGCCGGCUCUUGCCCGUAGUGAUGUUGCUGCUGCUGCUGGCUCUCCGUGGCUGCCCAGCCGACUCGCCACCCCCCAGCCCCGGAGCCGAGGAGGAGGAGGAGGAGGGCGCGGAGACGGUGAUAAUCGGGCUGCGGCUGGAGGAUACGGACGACGUCUCGUUCAUGAAAGCCGGGGCGCUGCGGGUGAGCGAGCGGAGCCGUGUGGAGUUGCGGGUGUACGGGCAGAACAUCGACAACGAGACCUGGUCCAAGAUCGCCUUCACCGAGCACCCGCCCCCCUGGGGCGCCGGCGAGAGCCCCGAGCCCGGCGGCCAGGAGGGCUUCCACCCGUGCGGGAUCCGCACGUCAGACAUCAUCAUCCUGCCCAGCAUCCGCCUGAGCCGCCGCAGCUCAGGCACCGUGGAGAUCGAGAUGAAGCCCCUGCGCAAGACUGAGAAGAGCAAGGCGUACUACCUGUGCACGUCCGUCUCCAGCCCCCCGCCGCCAUCCCCCGGUGGUCACCAGCCCUGGACCGAGACCACCUGGGUCUACCACGCCGGCGACGACACCCGGGUGAUUGUGGAGGAGGAGAAGAAGUUCCUGCUCCCCUUCUGGCUGCAGGUUAUCGUCAUUGCCCUUCUGCUCUGCCUCUCCGGCAUGUUCAGCGGCCUCAACCUCGGGCUGAUGGCCCUGGACCCCAUGGAGCUGCGCAUCGUGCAGAAUUGCGGCACCGACAAGGAGAAGAACUACGCCAAGCGCAUCGAGCCCGUUCGCCGCCAGGGCAACUACCUGCUCUGCUCGCUGCUGCUGGGCAACGUGCUGGUCAACACCACCCUCACCAUCCUGCUGGACGACAUCGCCGGCUCCGGGCUGGUGGCCGUGGUGGUCUCCACCAUCGGCAUCGUUAUCUUCGGCGAGAUCGUGCCCCAGGCAAUCUGCUCCCGACACGGCCUGGCCGUGGGGGCCAACACCAUCUUCCUCACCAAGUUCUUCAUGAUGAUGACCUUCCCGGCCUCCUACCCGGUCAGCAAGCUGCUGGACUGCGUCCUGGGCCAGGAGAUCGGCACCGUCUACAACCGGGAGAAGCUGUUGGAGAUGCUCAGGGUCACCGACCCCUACAACGACCUGGUCAAAGAGGAGCUCAACAUCAUUCAGGGGGCCCUGGAGCUCAGGACCAAGACGGUGGAGGACGUGAUGACCCCACUCAGGGACUGCUUCAUGAUGGCCGGGGAUGCCACUCUUGACUUUAACACCAUGUCCGAGAUCAUGGAGAGUGGCUACACCCGCAUCCCUGUCUAUGAGGGGGAGAGGUCAAACAUCGUGGACCUGCUCUUCGUCAAGGACCUGGCUUUUGUGGACCCAGACGACUGCACCCCGCUGAAGACCAUCACCAAGUUCUACAACCACCCCCUGCACUUUGUCUUCAAUGACACCAAGCUGGAUGCCAUGCUGGAAGAGUUCAAGAAAGGUAAAUCCCACCUGGCAAUAGUACAGAGGGUGAACAAUGAAGGAGAAGGGGACCCGUUUUAUGAGGUGCUCGGUAUUGUCACCUUGGAAGAUGUUAUAGAAGAAAUCAUCAAAUCUGAAAUCUUAGACGAGACAGAUUUAUACACUGAUAACAGGACGAAAAAGAAAAUAACCCAUCGAGAGAGGAAGCAAGAUUUCUCCGCUUUUAAGCAAACCGACAGCGAGAUGAAGGUUAAAAUAUCACCACAACUACUUCUGGCUAUGCACCGUUUCCUGGCAACAGAAGUGGAUGCCUUUAGUCCUUCUCAGAUGUCACAGAAGAUUCUUCUGAGGCUGCUGAAACACCCCAAUGUCAUCCAGGAGCUAAAGUUUGAUGACAGGAACAAAAAGUCUCCUGAAUACUACCUCUACCAGCGAAAUAAGCCAGUAGAUUACUUUGUGCUGGUAUUACAGGGGAAAGUAGAAGUGGAAGCCGGGAAGGAAGGGAUGAAAUUCGAAGCCGGUGCCUUUUCCUACUACGGAGUGAUGGCACUCACAGCGUCUCCAGGUAUUCCCUUGUCCCUAUCUCGUACCUUUGUUGUCAGCAGAACAGAAUCGUUAGCUGGGUCUCCAGCUGAGAAUAAAUCACCACCUCGUCCUUGUGGAUUAAAUCAUUCAGACUCUCUAAAUAGAAGUGACCGAAUCGAUGCUGUCACACCAACGCUGGGGAGCAGUAACAAUCAGCUAAAUGCUUCGUUUUUGCAAGUGUAUAUCCCAGAUUACUCCGUGAGAGCCAUAACAGACAUGCAGUUUGUCAAGAUUACAAGACAGCAGUACCAAAAUGCCCUCAUGGCUUCUCGAAUGGACAAAACCCCUCAAUCCUCAGACAGUGAAAACACUAAAAUUGAAAUGACUCUAACUGAGCUACAUGACGGUUUAGCUGAAGAAACCGCAAAUCUGCUAAAUGAACAGAACUGUGUUUCACACAACAAGUCAAAUCACAGUAUGCACAAUGAAGGGCCCAUCUGAGCCAUUGUCAAGCAGCUUGCUAGAAUUCAGGACUAUCUUCACUCCAUUCUCCAGUUUCAUUCCUGGAUUCCUGUCUGUGCGACUGAAACGCGUUGAGUUUUUGCACCUGCCGCGUAUCAUCCAGCAUUCUGAGACCAAAGAUUCUGAGCCCAGCGGUGGCAGAACCCGAAGAGCUUAACACUAGAGUACGAGAGAGAUGUUUAUAGAAAAAAUAUAUAAUAAGAUAGAGAUUGAUAUAUGAGACCAAAAUGAUAAACGUUUAAGAUGAGAAUUUGAAAAGGAAUAUUUUUUUUCUUCCUUGUGUCCCAAUAUAGAUCUACAUUAUAUGUAGAGAUCACAUUCACUCCAGUUUUACUCUGGUUUUUAUUUUUUAAAAUAUAUAAUUUAAAUACUUACUCAAAUGGAUAGGCUCAUACUUGUAGUUGAUGGUGUUGAGUCCAGCAUCAGUCGUAUCCACGUUUCUAAUCUAUAAGCCAUUACCAGUAGGAAUUCCCGGCACAGGUUUACCUACAUUGACAAUUCAGUGUAUAUUAUGUGUUUUUUGAAGCGGUUGAUAAUACUUAAUCUGAAAGAGCAUGGGGAUGCCUACACCACUCCCUGGAUUUUAACAUUGUCAACAUAAUUACAAAGUUGGUUGAAAUUGAUUCUUGAAGGAUAAAACUUUUUGCCAUAUUACCUGCUUUCAAAUUGUAUCAGGUUUUUCAUGCUAAUCAAAACUUUUUUUGAUUUCCGCAGUCCAAGUGUGACGUAUUCCUGCCAUGAAUACUGUAGUGUUACCCCAAGUUCUGAGAAAUGCCCAAGCUAGCUACAUUUUAAAAUAUGUGGUAUCCAAUUAGAUUUGUCUAUUUUACUGUCAUUAAAGGGAAGUCCGUUUUCUCGUUCUCCCAUUGUACCCUUGAUCUGGGUAGAAAUGAUUGUGGAAUUUCUGCAAACUAUUAGUAAAGUAAUGCAGCCCGGCCAAUAAAUACCUGUGGGCUUUUUAACUACGUUUUUAAUAAUCGUAUUUAAUAAUGUGCUGGCAACCCUUUAGCUUAUCCACUAUUGAGUUAGAGGAUUACCCUAUUUGUACUAUCGACCACCCUUAGCCCGUUUUACAAACCCCAAGUUUACAUACAUGUUGAACAAUAGCUCUACCCCAAUACAGAGUUACUCAGUCUUCUACAAGCAGUGAGAUUUCUGUUACAUGCUUUGUCUCUGGUCCACUAAAUUUAAAGCAAAUGCUAUUGACCUAUACAUAAUCUUGAAUAGCUCCAGUACAAGAUUCACAAGAUCCAAGUUCAGUAUCUGUAAAAAUCAAGUAAAGAAUUGUUUACUUAAUAUGUUUAUCCCACGUACACAAAAUCUGUUUCUAAGCUGUUUGGCUUGAAGUGAUACCACAAAUUUUGUUCCCAAAUUCAUUUAAUAUUAUACGCCCUUGGUUAAGCAAAACCGUCACUUUCACACAGUAAGGCGGCCAUCUUGUGAGCUGAGCCAAUGAGAAUGCAGUGAUGACAUCACUGAAGGACUUUUAUCUAGAAAUGCCUUCCUCCGUGAUGUUACUGGGCUUCAGUCUAUUCAUGGUAUGCAUUAUUAUGAGAACCAGCUAACAUUGUAGCCUGCAUUAUGUUUAAGUGAUAGAUGAACGUUAAAUAUGCUUUAAUAGCCUCAACAAGUAGCUCAGUGCCUUAUGUGGUGUGUAUCUUUCGUGAGGCUAAAGAUUACAGAACACACUGCAAUCUCACUGUCAAAGUAAUUGUUAAUUUGAACUGUAUGGCUACCCCCAUAUCGGAUUGCAUUGCACAGGUGCACAAGCCAAUUGACUUACUAGGUGAACUGAAAUGCUUACCAACUGAGUCCCUGUACUUAAUUGUUUAACUGUAUAAUGUACACAAGCAGGAUCUAAUGCCUCCCGGCAGCCUUAUGUACACAUAACGGAGUCAAGGCCACUGUUUCCAAAGUAAUUAAACAGAGGCUCUUUUUAUAUUGAGGUAUACUGUAUUCAUUAAUUAUGAAAAGUAAUUUGCCCAGAAUAGGUUUCAGGAGGCACAGAUACUUGUCUGGAGUGACGCUGUAUAUCAGUGUGAUCUGUGGCAGUCUUUUCACAAUGAUCCUCCAUCUCCAUUGCACCCAUCGCCAGCACACAUUGGAAGCAGUCUUUAAGUGGGCUGAGCCGUUAAUCGUCAGGACACAGCCUAUUGAUUAAGUUGGAAUUAGUGCCCCAGUGAUGCAGCCAAGAUGGCCGCUUCCACUGUGCAGACGAUGGUAGUCCUUGAACAACGUAAUGGUGAUGACUGUUAUUGCAAAUAUAAAAAUAAAAAAGUUAUGCAUCUCAGAGUGCGUAUACCCAGCGUGAAUCCACCUUUUACUCCCAAAAUCUUUAUGGUGACUCUUAUCACACGUUAAUAUUUCACUAGUGAUGUGCUUUGAGUUUUAGUUGAACGGUAAAAUUAGUGCAAGUUUUUAGAAAUAAGAAUUCCUUGUGUCCCAGUGAUUUCAUUACUGUGGUAAUUUUUUGCCUCCUGUAAAAAUAAAAAAAUAAAAAUAAUAAAGACUAAACUAUUCACUGUGUAUAGGAGGAGAGAACGCUAAUCAUUUUAGAUAUGUUCUUUAUGUUCUUUCCUCCUAGAUGCCAUUAAAAUGUAUUAUGUCAGAGAAGAAAUGCUGCUGUAAUAGAGGUAAAACAGACUUGUGUGCCUAGAUUGCUAUUUUUUAUAUCUCCUGUGUCCUUGUAGAAUUACAGUUUAACCAUUAAAUGCCUAGAAUAAUUGUUAACAAUUUUCCCAGCUGUGAUAUUUAAUUUAUCUGUAAAUUACAACCCAGUCAGAUUUUCAAAAUAUUUGAAUAUAAACUGUGUUCAAUAUUUUCUUAAGAUGCUGAAAUAAGAUACUACCCCCCCUUCCCCCAUAUGCUAUUGUAGUCUGGUAAGACCACAGUAUGUAUUUUAAGUUUGCUGGAUAGAUAGAUAUAUAAGCAGCUUAGUACCAGCACUCAAUACAGUGCAUCCAGUAGGUGUAUGCUUCACCGACCGGACGCUGUUUAUUGAGUCCUAAGAGUGCCGUGCCGCCUAACACAUUGCAGAUAUAUAUAUUUAUGUGUGUCUAUACCCAUACAUAAUGUAUAGUAUGCAUGCAUAUGGUUAGGGUUGGUGCACUUGGUCAGCUACUUCUCUCUACCCAUCAAAGUGUUCAAGGCACUGCACAGGUGUUUGGAAUAAUGUUUUGUAUGUUACCUGUUUCCUGGACCAAUAUAUAAAAUUACUUGAUUGUGCCAGCAAGGAUAACAGUUUUCUGAUGCGUAUGUUCAACAGAUUUAUUCAUGCUGUUGAUUUGCAAUAAGAUUAUAUGUACAGGUAUAUUGUCUGUAUAUUUGCUGCCAUAAAAUAGGCAAAGAAAUAGAGAAAUGCACACUAAUUAGAAACACUUUCUGUGGUUUAACUGUGAAAUAAAACGGCAGUAUUAUUGUUCUUAAA